GGACGCCACCGAAGAAAAUAAUCAUCAUAAUGUAGCCCCCCCGUGCUAAAAGAUGAAAGAGAUGAGGAUGAGGAGGCGGUCACGGAGCUCUGCGGGCGAGCGUCACUGAAUGUGGAGGAAGAGGAGAAGGAGGAGGAGGAGGGAAGUCGUGCGCGCGCCGUCCCCGCCGGAGAGCGCUGAUUCACGGCUCGGCGGCAGAACGAGAGCCGCUGCGAGCAUCCGUCACUGGCGAAGACCUUAAAAUACUCACCCUCACUCCCUCUUUCCUUCCCUCCUUCAUCACCCCUCCUCCUCUUCCUCCUCCUCCCUCGUCACUGACAGCUCCGCUCAGACGUGAGGAGGUUCUGGGGGUAGGAGGACGUCUCCGCCGCCACCAUUACGACCACCGCCGAGGCGAGCCCCUCCGGCGGAUACCAUUGAGACGCCGCACGCCGGGGGAACUGAGGAGGUUUGUGGGGCGUGGGGGUACGCCAGAUUUUUUUUUUUUUUUUUUCCCUGGAGAAGGGAGGAGGUGCUGCAGCUUGGACACGAGCUAUACAGGUGGUCCAAGUCAAGGCCCAGUGCUGGAUCACAGUAAGGUAGAAUCCCUUGAGAGCAAGGAGGGUGCAUGGAGGGCACAAGGCUCGCAAGUCCAGGGCGGUUGGCCCCCCUCUGGUUGGGACUGGUCUCGGCGGCCUUCGCCUUCCUUGGCACGGAGGCCCGGACCACACCGAGCCCGUCGCUGAGCUCCGACAAUGCCACCUGUCCGGGCAACUCCAAGUGCACCCCCGGUAUCAUCUUACCUGUCUGGUACCCCGAGGACCCGUCCAUGGGUGACAAGAUCGCACGGGUCAUAGUGUAUUUUGUGGCUAUGAUCUACAUGUUCCUUGGAGUUUCCAUCAUCGCUGACCGCUUCAUGGCAGCCAUUGAAGUCAUCACGUCCCAGGAGAAGGAGGUGGUGAUCCGGAGGCCGAAUGGCGAGACCACCACGGCCACCAUCCGCGUGUGGAACGAGACUGUGUCCAACCUCACCCUCAUGGCGCUGGGUUCUUCCGCCCCGGAGAUCCUCCUGUCCAUCAUUGAGGUCUGCGGGCACGAGUUCAAAGCCGGAGAGCUGGGACCGUCUACAAUCGUGGGCAGCGCCGCUUUCAACAUGUUCGUCAUCAUAGGCCUGUGCGUGUCUGUAAUCCCCCAGGGGGAGGUCCGCAAAGUCAAGCACCUGCGGGUGUUCUUCAUCACGGCCGGCUGGAGCAUCUUUGCCUACAUAUGGCUCUAUAUGAUCCUGGCCGUGUUCUCGCCCAACGAGGUGCAGGUUUGGGAGGGUCUUCUGACGUUGGCUUUUUUCCCCAUUUGCGUCAUGCUGGCCUGGGUGGCCGACCGCCGCCUUCUUUUCUACAAGUUCAUGCGGCGGAAGUACCGCUCCGACAACCAUCGCGGGGUCAUCAUCGAGAACGAAGCAAAGCGCUCGUCCAAGGGCAUCGAAAUGGACGGGAAGAUGGUCAACUCCCACUUCUUGGACGGCGGCGUCAACCCGAUGGGCCCGACAGAGGGCAGGGAGGCGGACGAGUCCCGUCGCGACAUGAUCCGCAUCCUCAAGGACCUGAAGCAGAAGCACCCGGAGAAGGAGCUGGACCAGCUGGUGGAGAUGGCCAAUUACUAUGCGCUGUCCCACCAGCAGAAGAGCCGCGCCUUUUACCGCAUCCAAGCCACGCGCAUGAUGACGGGCGCGGGCAACAUCCUGAAGAAGCACGUGGCCGAACAGGCCAAGAGGUGCGCCAGCAUGGCGGAGGUGCAUGUGGACGAGCCUGAGGAGUACGUAUCUCGCGUGGCCUUCGAUCCCGGCGCCUACCAGUGCCUGGAGAACUGCGGCGCCGCCAUCCUCACCGUCACCCGGCGCGGCGGCGACAUGGGCAAGACCGUGUGCGUGGACUACAAGACGGAGGACGGCUCUGCCAACGCGGGCGCCGACUAUGAGUUCACUGAAGGCACGCUGGUCUUCAAGCCAGGCGAGACGCUCAAGGACAUCAGCGUGGGAAUUAUCGACGACGACAUCUUCGAGGAGGACGAGCACUUUUUCGUGCGCCUGAGCAACCUGCGCGUGCUGGAGACGGAGGAGGAGCUGCUGUCUGCUAACAGUCUGCCGUACCCCAAAGCGGCGUUGGGGUUUCCCGCCGUAGCCACCGUUACCAUCCUGGACGACGACCACGCCGGCAUCUUCACCUUCGAGAGCGGAGCGAUACAUAUCAGCGAAAGCGUCUGCGUUAUGGAGGUUAAGGUGUUGAGGACAUCGGGCGCUCGGGGCACGGUCAUUGUGCCUUACCGCACCGUGGAGGGGCUCGCUAAGGGAGGCGGUGAGGAUUUUGAGGACACGUACGGCGAGCUGGAGUUCAAAAACGACGAGACCUGCAAACUUAUUCACGUGAAAAUCAUCGACGACGAGGAGUACGAGAAGAACAAGAACUUCUUCCUGGAGCUGGCCGAGCCUCGCAUGGUGGAUAUGAGUCUCCAAAAAGCCAAGCUGCUGGACAACGAUGUUCCGGAUAGGAAGUUGACGACGGAGGAGGAGGAAGCCAAGCGCAUCGCCGAGAUGGGAAAGCCCAUUCUGGGCGAGCACGCCAAGAUGGAGGUCAUAAUCGAGGAGUCCUACGAGUUCAAGAGCACGGUGGACAAGCUGAUCAAGAAGACCAACCUGGCUCUGGUGGUGGGCACCAACUCGUGGAGAGAGCAGUUCAUGGAGGCCAUCACCGUCAGUGCAGAUGAGGACGAGGACGACACGGGCGAGGAGCGUCUGCCGUCAUGCUUUGACUACGUCAUGCACUUCCUGACCGUCUUCUGGAAGGUGGUCUUUGCCUGCGUGCCGCCCACAGACUACCUGAACGGCUGGGCGUGCUUCGUUGUCUCCAUCGCCAUCAUCGGCCUGCUCACCGCCGUCAUCGGCGACCUGGCCUCGCACUUUGGCUGCACCGUCGGCCUCAAGGACUCGGUCACCGCCGUCGUCUUCGUGGCGCUCGGGACCUCCGUGCCAGACACGUUCGCCAGCAAGGUGGCCGCGGUGCAGGACACGUACGCCGACGCGUCCAUCGGCAACGUGACGGGCAGCAACGCAGUCAACGUGUUCCUGGGCAUCGGCCUGGCGUGGUCGGUGGCUGCCAUCUAUUGGCACAGCAAGGGCAAAGCCUUCAUGGUGGAGGCCGGCUCGCUGGCCUUUUCCGUCACGCUCUUCACCAUCUUCGCCUUCUUGGCCAUCAGCGCGCUGCUCUACCGGCGGCGGGCACACAUCGGGGGUGAGCUGGGCGGACCCCGCCGACACAGACUGGCCACGUCGGGCUUCUUCUUCAGCCUCUGGUUCCUCUACAUCCUCUUCUCUAGCCUGGAGGCCUACUGUCACAUAGAAGGCUUUUAGACUAUUCGGAGAGCUACGGUAAGACUUCAGACCCCCACAGGGGAUUGUCCAGAAGAUGCCAAGGAAAGGGGGUCCAGCAUUCCACUGGAAAGAGACGACUUGCAGUCUUAUACAUCUGGAGAGAGUCUAUUUUUCUCAAAAUCCUGAGCAGGAGCCAGACUUUUUUUAAUAAAAGGAAAAAAAAGAGAAGUAUUUUGCCGAUAAAAACAUACACACACACAAAAAGACGGAACAAAAAACAAUGGAAUCAUGAUGUUUAUUUGAAUUUUGUUUAUUGUUUUUGCGCGGAAGAAUAACUACAGUGCAUAUUGCUGCCACACAUCCACAAAAUAGUCUAGUAUCACAUAGGGAUGCACUGAAAAGACAUUUCUUGGCCAAAACUGACUUUGAGAAAACUGAAGUGAAAACCAAAGCCAAUUAUUGUUCAAAAUAUUUAAAUUUUUCAAAAUAUUUAUAUUAGGGCUGUCAAAUGAUUAAAAUUUUUAAUGGAGUUAAUUAUAGCUCAAAAAUUAAUUAAUCAUAAUUAAUCUCAAUUCAAACCAUCUAUUAAAUAUGCCAUUUUUUUCUGUAAAUUAUUGUUGGAAUGACAUUCAACAUACGGUACAUAAGUACUGUUUUUGUUUAUUAUAACAAUAAAUCAACAAGAAGGCAUUAACAUUAUUAACAUUCUCUUAAAGCGAUCCAUGGAUAGAAAGACUUGUAGUUCUUAAAGAUAAAUGUUAGUACAAGUUAUAGAAAUGUUAUAUUAAAACCCCUCUUAAUGUUUUCGUUUUAUUAAUAUUUGUAAAAUUUUCAAUCAAAAAAUAAACUAGUAGCUCGCCAUUGUUGAUGUCAUUAUUACACCAUGCUCACUCCCCAAACCCAUAAAAUCAUUUGGACCCAAGUGCCAGCAGAGGGCGUGAAACAACAAAAAACAAGUAACAAGCAACAAGCGGACAUUACACUGCUGUCAUUUUAAUCUGAGCGGGGCAUGUGCGUUAAUUGCGUCAAAUAUUUUAACGUGAUUAAUUUGAAAAAUUAAUUACCGCCCGUUAACGUGAUAAUUUUGACAGCCCUAAUUUAUAUACAUCCAAAAAAACAAUCAAAUCAUUAUCCAGAUAUUUAUUUUUAUGUUAUUUAUUUGUUCAGUAUAAAUAUGAUUUCUUAAUGCUGAGAUUACGAAAAUAUUUGAUAAUAUUUAUUUCAAGAAUACACAACAUAAGAUUAAACACAAAAUUAAAUGUUUAAAGCAACACUAGGUAACUUUUUAGUUUUGGUCUAUUUAAGCGACGCAAGUGGACAAAAGCGUUAGUGUUUUGCCUUAAGGAAGACUGUGUUUCCCAUGAGGACCAGCGCACAGCAGAUGGAUUAAACAUCAUUUCUGUUUCCAGCGGCAGUGUGAAGGAUGAAUAGUAAAGCGGUAAUGAAUCCAGCUGUGGCUAAACAAUAGCAUAUGACGAUGUUGACAAUGAGAAACGUAUAAAUAGAUUUUGUACCGUAUUCCCCCAAGAAGCCCUCCAACCACUCCCUCCCACUCAAACUCGUCAGUGCAGAGUUCAGUUGGGGGGUGGGGGGGUCACGCUAGCGAGUGAAAGCUGAGCCAAUGUUUAUUUUUGAGUAUGUGUCCUUUUUUGGGGUAGCCUUCCUUUUUCUAUUUUUUCUGUCUCCUCGGACAAAGCUUUUUCUCUUUUUGGCUCUGCCAUCUUUGCAAAAUUUGCGCAAAAGGGUUCACAUCGACUUCCGCAUUUAUAACGAAUGGGGAAAGAGGGAAGUGACGUAUGCCGUAAAGCAGUCAGCACAUUUGUAGUUUUUUUUUUUUGUGUGGCGAACUCUGCCACACUCUUCCAAGUUAAUUAGUGCCGGUGAAAGUGAUACCAACCCCCUAAAGAUAUAAAAGAGGUGUCACUCAACUAGUUGUCAGUCGACAUAUCAUCACAUAUGUUAUGAAAAUAUUUUAUAAACGUUCAAAAGUUACCUAGUGUUGGAGUGUUAACUGGACCCAGAUUUUUUUUUUUUUUUAAUAAAGUUGGAAAAACAACGUGUUAGCCCUGUUUAUAGCUGCUCAAAUGGGGGAAGGAAAAGAGAAUAUAUAAAAGUGAGAAGUAAAUUAGGGUGACCAUAUUUUGAUUUCCAAAAAAGAGGACACUCAGCCCGGCCUCAAGAUACUUGAAUUUUACUCGAAGUUCACUCAAAGAUGCCUAUAUCACUUUAAUAUAUUUAAAGUGUGCUCCCUCACUCUGGAUGGAAAAAUGCAGUUUGAAAAAAAUAAAAUAAAUAAUGACUUUAAAAAAUACAUAUAUACACAGUGCCUUGCAAAAGUAUUCGGCCCCCUUGAAU
Messenger RNA from Corythoichthys intestinalis (scribbled pipefish), 5698 nucleotides. RefSeq names its product solute carrier family 8 member 3 (gene slc8a3). NCBI's taxonomy places the organism in Eukaryota, Metazoa, Chordata, Actinopteri, Syngnathiformes, Syngnathidae. Gene Ontology annotation, biological process: sodium ion transmembrane transport; cell communication; calcium ion import across plasma membrane. The transcript is spliced from 8 exons. Gene Ontology annotation, cellular component: sarcolemma; axon; postsynapse. The record is from RefSeq and is a predicted model, not a curated record. Gene Ontology annotation, molecular function: calcium:sodium antiporter activity. The coding region runs from base 608 to 3382 and encodes 924 amino acids.